UCUCAUCAACAUUUUUUAAUCACAAAACUAAAAUGUCUCCACAAAACUUGUAAAUUUCUUUGUCAACUCUGCUCUUUCUACUUCAAAGAAAAGUGAAGAGCAUAUAAAAACAUCAUUUACUUCACUUUCAAGACCAAUCAAUUUUCUCUUCCCUAUUCUCUCCCUUUCUUGCUAAAAUGUUUUCCUUUCCUUUUAGUUAUGCCAAUCAAUUAGUCCCCCACUAUUCCCGUCUUUAGCAAUAAGCUACCCAAAUUUAUUUGUCCCUUCUUUACCUCUCUCCCCUAAAGCACAAACCAACCAACCUCAUUACUCAGCAUACAAACAAAAUUAUCACUCUUUAGAUAUUCUUUUUUCUUAUACUUUUGUUCUGUUCUUCACUAAUUUACUUUACUUUACUCUUUUUUUCCAUAAUUUUCUAAAAACUAUGAAAAAUAUGAAGAGGGUUUUCCUUUUUCUUGGUUGUAUUUCUACUAAAACUUCUGAUUCUCCUAAUAAUAAUCAUAUUACUACCUUGGAAAACAUGCUUAAAACUGUUCAAUCCCCAGUAUGGGAACCUCCAGCAGCAGUAGGCAGUAAGGAGGAAGCUUUUUUUGAUUCAAAGCCUUGGCUAGAGUCUGAUGAUGAACAAGAGUUCUACAGUGUCAAUGAUGAUAUUCCCCCAUAUAAGCUAUCAAACAAGGAUGAAAAUCAUCAAGGAAGGAGGCUAUCAGAACUAUUCAAAGAUAGCAGUUUCAACAGUGAAAGCCCAACAAGUCUUAAAGCAUUAUGCUUUGAACAAUUAAAGGAGGAAAAUGAUCAAAUUCCAACAACAAUUGGUAGUAAAAUUCAAAGGGGAAAAAAGGGUAAAUCAACUAAGCAUUGUUUGCCAAGUUUAGCAAGAACUUUAAGUUGUGGUGAUAGAAAAAAGAGGCAUAGUCCUAGCAAGAUGGGUGUUGUAACAAGUUGAAGAUGGCGCAAUUUGGCCUUGACAUGGGCUUUGUAAAGAGAAAUAAAUAAUUACUCGGAUCGCUUUGCUCGGAUUUCAUUGUCACGUUGAUAUUGUAUUUGUAAUCUGAUGUAUGAGUGUAUCCAUGUGAUGGUGAAAUCCGAAUCAGGAAAUUAUAUAUCAAAGUAACAAAAAUGACUUGUUUUAUACUUUUUAAAAUAUUUAUAAUAAUAAAUAAAAAUUAGUAUUAUAUUGA
Amaranthus tricolor (Joseph's coat) is the source of this 1181-nucleotide messenger RNA. RefSeq lists its product as uncharacterized. The transcript has 3 exons. Lineage: Eukaryota; Viridiplantae; Streptophyta; Magnoliopsida; Caryophyllales; Amaranthaceae. The record is from RefSeq and is a predicted model, not a curated record. The coding region runs from base 425 to 946 and encodes 173 amino acids.